Ascoidea rubescens DSM 1968 is the source of this 459-nucleotide messenger RNA. Its product is annotated as histone H3 family protein. The transcript has a single exon. Gene Ontology annotation, molecular function: protein heterodimerization activity; DNA binding; structural constituent of chromatin. Lineage: Eukaryota; Fungi; Ascomycota; Saccharomycetes; Ascoideales; Ascoideaceae. Gene Ontology annotation, cellular component: nucleosome. The record is from RefSeq and is a predicted model, not a curated record. The coding region runs from base 1 to 459 and encodes 152 amino acids.
AUGGCCAGAGCCUCCUCCACAAAACUGAAAGAAUCCAAAGCAGCUAGGUCGUCCAAAUCCACAAGAAAAGAGGCCAUUGUCAAACAGGAAGACUCAUUCGACUCUGAAAAUGCAAUUGACAGGAACCAGCCUGGCGAUCCUGUUGCUUUCGCCAGAAAAAGAAGAUAUAGACCUGGCACUGUCGCGUUGAAAGAAAUCAGAAAAUACCAAAGAUCCACAGAUUUUUUGAUUAGAAAGCUACCCUUUGCAAGAUUAAUAAGAGAAAUUGCUAGCCAGUUUGUAGGCGAAGAGUAUACGUUGAAAUGGCAGUCGGUAGCCAUCCUAGCUCUCCAGGAAGCUUCUGAAGCCUUUUUAGUCAAUCUUUUUGAAGACACAAACCUCUGUGCGUUGCAUGCUAAAAGAGUAACAAUAAUGCAAAAAGAUAUACAAUUGGCUAGAAGAAUAAGAGGUCAAUAUUAG